CGGAAAUUGCGUUGAUUGCUCAUUAUCAAUCAUUCUCCCAGCCAGUCUUUCAUCGUCUUGCACUUCAGAUGGCAAAGCCCGCAAAGGUAUGAGGCUGUUGCAGUGCUCUCAGAUCCAUUUGAAGCUCCUCGAGAGGUGAUUCGCACUCGUGGUCGCUGAAUGCGCUGAGCGGAGACUCGCCGGGACAUUUGCUCGGAAUGAUGACUCCGACACGUCCCUCAUGCGGGGAGCAUUGAGGCGGCCAUCAUGCCGUCGGCUAUGUGGUUCGAUGGCUGAGUGAGGUUGAAAGGACAUAUUUCGAGAGAUUCUCGGCCUGGCAGUACUCACGAGCUCUUCUUUGACAGAGUGAGAAUGAGAUGCAGGAUGCAGGAUCUUAAUGUCUUGGUGGUCGGCGCAGGCAUCGGAGGCCUUCAGACGGCUCUUGCUCUCGCCAAGAACGGCCAUAAAAUAACGGUCUUCGAAUCCGUCAAAGAAUUUCUCGAGGUCGGUGCUGGGAUACGGGUUCCUCCCAACUCGUCACGCCUCGGGCUGGCAUGGGGCGUAGACUUCGACUCGAUCAAGAAACAGAUUUCUCUCGGCAAUCGGUUCGUCGACUGGAAAGACAAAAUCCUUCUCGACAUACCGUUUGACGAUGUUGAAGAUCGCUAUGGCGCGCCCUAUUACUUUGUUCACCGGGCAGACUUAAUCAAUGCCCUGGCUCGGGCAGUUGACAAGCACCCAAAUAUCACCUUGAAAAUGAACACCAAGGUGAUUGAGUACGACUUCGAAUCUCCCGCUCUGAAGACAGCCGACGGUCAGUGGCACAAGGGUGACCUCAUAAUAUGCGCAGAUGGCAUCAAGUCUGCAGUCCGAAAUGAAAUCAACGGGUCUCCCAUUGAGCCGGUGGACACAGGGGAUGUCGCUUAUCGUAUCCUUGUUCCAGCAAAACCCCUUCUCGACGACCCUCAAACUCGCUCGCUUGUCACCAAUCCAUGGGCCGUGCAUUGGAUGGGUCCUGAAGGGCAUGCAGUCGGCUACCCUUUACGCGACGGAGAGCUCUAUAACAUUAUCAUCGAUAUAACUCACUCGACUGACCUUGGCACACCUGUUGGCGAUGAUGAAUGGAAAUCUCAAGCCGAUAACACAGAGCUUGUUCGAAGAUUUGCGGAUUGGUGUUAUCCAGUCCGGAAGCUCUGUGGGCUGACAGGACAGUACUUGAAGUGGAAAUUGGCCGACUUUGAUCAACUGCAGCAUUGGGUUCAUCCAAGCGGAAAGGUGGCUCUGCUGGGAGAUUGUUCUCACCCAAUGAUGCCGUACCUUGCGCAAGGAGCGGCACAAGCCACUGAAGACGCUGCUACUCUGCAAGCAGCACUUGCGCACUUCGACAAUAUACCCGACGCCCUUCACGCGUAUGAAAGACAACGAAAACCUAGAGCAGCCUAUGCCGCUCGCAACACUCGAGUCCUUCAGGAGUGGUUGCACCUCUAUGAUGGUCCGGAACGGGAACGACGCGACGAGCUGAUGAAGCACGAUAACUCACAAAAUCCAAUUUUUUGGGCCGACACAAACCGAAAAGACUGGCUCUUUGGGCAUAAUGCUUGCCAACUCGUUCAAGACGAUGACAUGAUUAUACCUGAUCUACCUCCCUACCCUGCUGCCGAAGCAUCCGUUUAUACUGGCAAGGAUCGAAAGCCAGUAGCAGAAAAGAAGCCCAACACUGCCCAAAAAUGCUCCGAGAAUGGAUCUGUCAAGUAACAAGGCAUGCAACCACUCCUGGAAAGAAGAGACAGCACAUUCUGACAAUACUGAUGCCAGCUGUCUGCGUUUCCACGAGGAGCAAUUGCUCUUCUGACGCAGAAGAGGAAGGUCAAAUUCGUCAGAGUCACAGUCAAGUUGGACGGUCUGGUCAAUGCCAAUCAGGUCAGACAGAGCUUGACUUGCGAAGGUAGGAGUUCUCCAAGGUAGAUGGCGCCACGUUAUUUGUCCACAGGCUGCCGAAUAGAAAUGAGCCGACAAC
This is a messenger RNA of Exophiala xenobiotica, 1996 nucleotides long. RefSeq lists its product as uncharacterized. The coding region runs from base 352 to 1734 and encodes 460 amino acids. NCBI's taxonomy places the organism in Eukaryota, Fungi, Ascomycota, Eurotiomycetes, Chaetothyriales, Herpotrichiellaceae. Gene Ontology annotation, biological process: secondary metabolite biosynthetic process. The transcript has 3 exons. Gene Ontology annotation, molecular function: monooxygenase activity; FAD binding. The record is from RefSeq and is a predicted model, not a curated record.